Hypoxylon fragiforme is the source of this 1299-nucleotide messenger RNA. Its product is annotated as mitochondrial RNA-splicing protein MRS3. NCBI's taxonomy places the organism in Eukaryota, Fungi, Ascomycota, Sordariomycetes, Xylariales, Hypoxylaceae. The transcript is spliced from 8 exons. Gene Ontology annotation, cellular component: mitochondrial membrane. Bases 244 to 1209 code for a protein of 321 amino acids. Gene Ontology annotation, molecular function: ferrous iron transmembrane transporter activity. The record is from RefSeq and is a predicted model, not a curated record. Gene Ontology annotation, biological process: iron import into the mitochondrion.
UUCCAUCUUCCAUUCUCGAGAAUUCCGAAUAUCCGCCACUACCGGUUUCCUUAACCCGUAAUAUCUCUCAUUUCGCCGUAUCGUCUUGAUAUAUAGGGCAUAUAGGGCGGGGACACUAACGGUCCAGCCGUUCGAGCCGUUCGAGUUGAAACCUGCGCGACUAACCACCCCCGAGUCCGCAAAGACGCAACCCUGGCGCUCCAACCGAAGGCCUUCGGCGAAGGCUCACCAGCUGUGGCCAAAAUGGCCCAGCCUACAAUCGUCGAACCCGUCGAGGAUUACGAUUAUGAGUCUCUGCCACCCAAUUUCUCUCUGGCCCAGAAUAUGACCGCCGGUGCUUUCGCCGGUAUAGCGGAACACACAGUCAUGUACCCGAUUGACGCUAUCAAGACGCGCAUGCAAAUUAUAAACCCCUCGGCGAACGCGGUAUACAAGGGUGUGAUCCAAAGCACUAUGCGCGUGGCGAGCGGAGAAGGUGUCCUGAAACUCUGGAGAGGCAUGUCUAGUGUGGUGGUUGGAGCCGGACCUGCACAUGCUGUGUAUUUCGCAACGUACGAGGCAGUAAAGCACUUGAUGGGUGGUAAUCGAGUUGGUGUCCACCACCCCCUCGCAGCAGCUACGAGCGGAGCUUGCGCGACGAUCGCUAGCGAUGCACUCAUGAACCCCUUUGACGUCAUCAAGCAACGCAUGCAGAUCCAACAUUCUAGCAAAAUGUAUCGAUCCAUGACCGAUUGCGCACGAUACGUUUACAAGACGGAAGGUCUCUCGGCCUUUUACGUUUCUUACCCUACUACGCUCUCGAUGACCGUACCCUUCACUGCACUGCAGUUUCUUGCAUACGAGUCUAUAUCCACGGCUAUGAAUCCUAGCAAGAAGUACGAUCCCUUUACGCACUGCAUGGCGGGUGCCGUUGCUGGUGGGUUUGCAGCAGCAUUGACGACUCCAAUGGACGUGGUGAAGACGAUGCUGCAGACCCGUGGUACUGCCACAGACUCCGAACUAAGAUCGGUGAAUGGAUUUAUGGCGGGAUGCAGACUUGUAGUACAACGAGAGGGUUUCCGUGGAUUUUUCAAGGGAGUUCGGCCGAGAGUGGUGACUACCAUGCCGAGCACGGCCAUCUGCUGGUCGGCGUACGAGGCAUCCAAGGCUUACUUUAUUCGCACCAACACUUCUUCUUCUUCCUCUGCUUCAUCAUCUACGUCUUCUUGAUGGGGAAUAUUGGGCAUGAAGUCGAAAUUCGUUUUUUUUUCGAGGUAUGCCACGCAGUCUUCACGCAUAACCCCACAAAUCGGCCCCCUU